Messenger RNA from Salvelinus namaycush (lake trout), 1507 nucleotides. Its product is annotated as A disintegrin and metalloproteinase with thrombospondin motifs 7-like. The record is from RefSeq and is a predicted model, not a curated record. The transcript is spliced from 7 exons. Gene Ontology annotation, molecular function: metalloendopeptidase activity. Gene Ontology annotation, biological process: proteolysis. The coding region runs from base 281 to 1507 and encodes 408 amino acids. NCBI's taxonomy places the organism in Eukaryota, Metazoa, Chordata, Actinopteri, Salmoniformes, Salmonidae.
UUGAUGGAAGAAAGACGGGACAACUUCUUGUCAGCAAACAACACUUACAGUUUACAAUUCUUGGAACGCAAAAGACCCGUGUGAAAAUCCCCGAGGAAGGAUACAACGUCGUACAGAACUUAAUUAAGUUUAUAUCGCCGCCGCCACGCUUUUUAUGUCUAAAGUGCAUGGUUCUAGUGGGGUAUAAGUGGUUCACUACAAAAUGGAAAGUGUUUGAAAUGACAGUCGGUACAGUGAGGAUAAAGCAUAAUAACAUUGUCUUAAUUUACGUUCCAACAAGAUGAUUUACUUGCACAGCGGACUUGCACAAACUUUCUCUCCAAUUUACUUUUUGGUUGCAGCGGGGAUCUUGGCGAUGUUUGACAACAGUAAAACAUUUGGAUUUGAACAAGAGACGGAGAGCUUUCUACAGGGGCUUCCGCAGUACGAGGUCGUUCACCCCUACCGAGUGGACGCCAAAGGUCACUUCCUGUCCAACUUUGUGUCCCACCGCGUCAGCCGAGUACAGCGGCGGGAAACCCAGGGGGAACCAGGAAACCCUACACGGGUGUUCUACCAGUUGCAGCACGGUGGCCACAAUCUGCACUUCAACCUCACCCUCAACCCACACCUGCUGGCUCCUGGCUUCCUGACUGAGAGGAGGUACGGUGGCCUGGAGGGGGCCAAAAUACACAGCCAAGGCCCCUCGCUGUGCCACUUUAUCGGGGACGUGUGGGACCUGGCGACUAUGAAGGGGAGGGCGGCUAUAAGCACUUGUGACGGCCUGACAGGGCUGUUCAAGCUGUCCCAGGAGGAGUUCUUUAUCCGGCCAUUGGAGCGGUCUAGUGAUGAGUCGACGGCACCACAAGUCCACAUUAUCUACAAGCGCCACACCUCCCCCACCCAAAGCCAGUUGGUACAGCCCAUCUCUGGAGACCAUACCACCAACGGUACCUGUGGGGUCAAAGAUCCCGCUGCGGCGUUGGAGCGUGUGGAGAGGCAACGGGAGCGCUGGGAGAGACGCCAGCGGAGGAAGAGGAGGAUACGCCAGCGUUCCAUCAGCAGGGAGAAGUGGGUGGAAACGCUGGUGGUGGCCGAUUCCAAGAUGGUGGAGUACCACGGCACCAAGGGCGUGGAGAGCUACGUACUGGCUGUCAUGAACAUCGUGUCAGGGUUGUUUCUCGAUGCCAGCAUUGGAAACCCCAUCAACAUCGUAGUGGUUCGUCUGAUCCUGCUGGAGAAGGAAGAGGAAGACCUGAAGAUCACCCACCACGCUGACAACAGCCUGAGCAGCUUCUGUAAGUGGCAGAAACGGCUCAACGUGAAGGGAGAAGAAGACGCGGUCCAUCACGACGUGGCCGUCCUUCUCACCAGAAAGGACAUCUGUACGGCCAUCAAUAAGCCAUGUGAGACCCUGGGCCUGUCUCAUGUGGCAGGCAUGUGUCAGCCCCACCGCAGCUGCAGCAUCAGUGAGGACACGGGCCUGCCGCUGGCCUUCACCAUCGCCCACGAGCUCGGGCACAAGUAA